Molecule: messenger RNA, 573 nt
Organism: Arachis duranensis
Lineage: Eukaryota; Viridiplantae; Streptophyta; Magnoliopsida; Fabales; Fabaceae
Exons: 1
Coding region: 1-573 (190 amino acids)
Biological process (GO): telomere maintenance; DNA repair
Molecular function (GO): DNA helicase activity
Source: RefSeq, a predicted model, not a curated record
AUGAGUCAACUUAAUAAUCAAGUGUAUGUUGAUGGGACGAACAAGCUAAUUUGUGAUGAGCUCCGAUAUGAUAGAAGACAGCUAGCUUUAGAUCAUGCUUCUUACAUGCAACAACUAACUGACGAGCAAAGAGUUGUGUAUGAGCAAGUCAUACAAGCAGUUCAAAGCAGCAAAGGGGGCGUAUUCUUUUUGUAUGGUUACGGUGGAACCGGAAAAACUUUUGUUUGGAAGACAUUAGCAUCUGCAUUGAGAUCAAGAUCACAAGUUGUACUAACUGUUGCAUCAAGUGGGAUUGCAUCUCUUUUACUACCUGGUGGACGGACAGCACACUCACAAUUUGCAAUCCCACUCAAUUUAGAUGAAUGCUCAACAUGCAAUAUAAAACAGGGCAACGCAUUAGCUGAUUUGUUAAUAAAGACUAAGCUAAUUAUUUGGGAUGAGGCUCCUAUGGUGAAUAGAUUUUGUAUUGAGGCACUUGACAGGACAAUGCUUGAUAUAUUAAGAUUCAGCAAUCCAAACAGCCUUGAUCAGCCUUUUGGAGGGAAGACAUUGGUCUUCGGUGGUGACUUUUGA